This is a messenger RNA of Orbicella faveolata, 946 nucleotides long. Its product is annotated as O-acyltransferase like protein-like. Lineage: Eukaryota; Metazoa; Cnidaria; Anthozoa; Scleractinia; Merulinidae. The record is from RefSeq and is a predicted model, not a curated record. Gene Ontology annotation, molecular function: acyltransferase activity, transferring groups other than amino-acyl groups.
CUUAUUGUAGUGUUUUUAUUGCAGGGCUGCUGGUGUCGAUUUUAUGUCUCUUGUAUAUGAAAAGCCUUAUUGUCGCAUUGCACCGUACCUUGUUGGUAUGGUGUUGGGUUACUUACUUAUUCACUCGAAGGACUGGAGGCUUCCCACCAAGGUCCACACGUAUAUAUUCAAUAUGGCUGGCUGGUGUGUUGCUAUCAUUCUCGCCCUGUCUACUCUGUAUGGUGAAUAUCAAGUGUUUAGAACAAACAAUCCUCAACCAUUCUCUCGUGCUGAGAAUAUCACAUAUGGGAUGUUUUCUCGAUUUGCCUGGAGCUUGGCACUAGCCUGGGUGAUUUUUGCUUGCCAUCGUGGGCUCGGAGGUUUGGUGAAUAGGAUCCUGUCGGCUCGGUUUUGGAUUCCAUUAAGUCGGCUGACAUACUGUGCUUAUCUUAUUCAUCCUGUUGUUAUACUGACAUUGUUUUCAUCAAUGGAAACUGUACGGGCCUACUCUGAUGUCCAUAUGGUGAGUAACAUCUUAUUUCUUUUGAAUUGCUCGUUUUGAGGGGGGAUUCUGGGGGCAUUGGAGAAGCCAGAGUUGCUCUCGCCACGUCAAGCAACUCCUAUGCUUCUCUCUCUGAAAACUUCGGAAGUGCAAACUGAGCAUGAACAAAUUAUUAAUGAAUUUACAGAACGUUUCUACACUUCCUCUAAACUAACUUAAAAAACAUACCCACGAACCAUAGAAAUACUUGGUGUGUUGCUGCAAUUUUAAUCCCGUGAGUAGAGAUUGGUUAUAAGAAUCCCGACCAAGUUGCGAUAUCAGAAGCUUAAGGGGCUGAAAAUCUAAAGUAAUGCUACUCUCUACUUCGGAAAUUCCACAGUUUUUCGGGUCAUCCAUCUUCGGUUACCACUUGCCAUACACUGAAUUUCUUUGUUACAUUGUGCUUACAGGGGACAUGACCUUACU